Molecule: messenger RNA, 5504 nt
Organism: Sphaerodactylus townsendi
Lineage: Eukaryota; Metazoa; Chordata; Lepidosauria; Squamata; Sphaerodactylidae
Gene: COL3A1
Product: collagen type III alpha 1 chain
Exons: 49
Coding region: 1-4473 (1490 amino acids)
Molecular function (GO): protein binding; extracellular matrix structural constituent
Source: RefSeq, a predicted model, not a curated record
AUGAACUGCCCACACGUGCCCGCCACACCCCAACAUACCCCGCCCCCAAGCACCUCCGACACACCCCUGACCCCGCCUCCACAUGAGUGGCUGCCGAUAGAUCGGCGCGAUUCUACCCGAGUCCUCGCACUGACGAUAAUACUUUGUCAGUUUCCAGUAUCAUUUCACGACUUACCCCUCGUUAGCGUUUGGAUUUCCGGAAGAAUAGAGCUGAAGUGUCGAGCCGCUCAGUAUUUUAAGCCCAUCUCGCGCCCAGAACGGGAAGACUUCGUGGUGGCGGUGGCGAAAAGCUUUGGGCAUGCCGCAGAGCGGGGGACUCAACAACUGAAAGCCAGGACGCAGGCGCGGGGAGGGUGGUCCAUACUAUCUGAGCUUGGCUCUGGAGACACAAUUAUCCUAGGAGCAUGCACUCAUCUUGGCCAAGUGUAUGCCGACAGAGAUGUGUGGAAACCGGAACCGUGCCAAAUCUGCGUGUGUGACUCAGGAGCUGUCCUUUGCGAUGACAUCAUCUGCGACGAUCAGGAGUUAGAUUGUCUAAACCCCGAGAUUCCGUUUGGAGAAUGUUGUCCAAUUUGUCCACAGUCAACAUCGGCACCUCCCGUCACCGGCCCUGUGAUUCCAAAUGGUCCCCAAGGCCCCAGAGGAGACCCUGGUCCACCUGGUACUCCUGGAAGGAAUGGUGACCCUGGUCAACCAGGAAUGCCCGGAUCUCCUGGUGCCCCUGGAAUCUGUCAAAAUUGUCCCAGUAUUGGAGGACCAAAUUAUGCUUCUCAGUAUACGGACACCAAGUCUGGAGAUCCAUUUCCUUACCCAAGUAUGGGUGGAGGAGCCCCUGGCCCUCCUGGGCCCCCCGGUCCCGUGGGUCAGCCCGGAUCACCUGGAUCCCAUGGAUACCAAGGCCCUCCUGGAGAAUCCGGACAACCAGGCAGUCCAGGCCCUCCCGGUCCCCCAGGAUUACUGGGUCCACCUGGCCCCGCUGGAAAAGAUGGCCCAAGAGGUCAACCAGGUGAAAGAGGAAGACCAGGAGGUCCAGGGACUGCUGGUGCUCGUGGCAACGAUGGCUCUCCAGGAGCGGCUGGGACAAUUGGUCCACCUGGCCCACCAGGACCCACAGGAUUUCCAGGAUCUCCAGGUUUUAAGGGCGAAGUUGGCCCUGGGGGUCCCCCUGGAUCUUCUGGUCCACCAGGAACAAGAGGAGAACCUGGACCUCAAGGUCAACCUGGUGGAGCUGGUCCUCCAGGUCCUGCAGGACGCGACGGAAGCCCAGGCGGAAAAGGUCUCCCUGGUCCUUCGGGCAUUCCGGGGUCUCCUGGAUUGCUUGGAGCUCGUGGACCGCCCGGUCCCUCUGGUACUAAUGGACUCCCUGGACAAAGAGGCCCAGCUGGCGAACCUGGUAAGAAUGGUGGUAAAGGAGAGCCAGGGGCAAGAGGCGAACGUGGUGAAAAUGGUACACCUGGAACAGCUGGCCCCCCAGGGGAAGAAGGCAAGGCAGGAGCCCCAGGUCAACCCGGAACAAAUGGCUUGCCAGGAAAUCCAGGAGAGAGGGGCUCUCCAGGUUUCAACGGUGCUGCAGGUAGAAACGGGGCUCCCGGUGAAAAGGGUCCUGCUGGUGAACGAGGUGGCCCCGGCCCCUCGGGACCGAGAGGAGGUCCCGGUGAACCUGGACGUGAUGGAUCUCCAGGGCUUCCAGGGAUGAGAGGCUUAACCGGAAGUCCAGGAAGCCCCGGUUCAGAUGGAAAACCAGGCCCUGCAGGUAAUCCAGGAGAAUCUGGGCGAAGUGGUCCUCCGGGCCCAGCAGGCCCACGCGGUCAACCAGGUGUGAUGGGCUUUCCUGGUCCAAAGGGUAAUGAGGGUGCACCUGGUAAAAAUGGAGAAAGAGGCACACCUGGAGGUCCUGGUGGACCGGGACUCCCUGGAAAGGAUGGUGAAGGCGGAGCCCAAGGUCCUCCCGGACCCGCUGGUCCAUCUGGUGAAAGAGGGGAACCUGGAGCAGUAGGGCCACCUGGUUUCCAGGGACUGCCUGGUACUCCAGGAGCAUCUGGAGAGAGCGGAAAACCUGGAGAAGCGGGUCCCAAAGGAGAAAUUGGAGCACCAGGAGUCCCAGGGGGCAAGGGUGAAAAUGGCGUCCCAGGCGAACGUGGUGGACAAGGUCCCCCAGGUCCUCCAGGAGGUAGAGGUGGAGCAGGGCCUCCAGGUCCAGAAGGUGCAAAGGGUCCCGGUGGUCCCCAAGGACCUCCUGGGCCAUCAGGAUCGCCCGGUUUACAAGGAAUGCCUGGUGAAAGAGGAGGACCCGGAGGUCCUGGAGUCAAGGGAGAAAAGGGAGAGCCUGGCUCCAGAGGCGGUGAUGGCUUGCCUGGUAAAGAUGGUGCGAGGGGUUCCGUAGGGUCCAUUGGGCCCCCUGGGCCAGCAGGACAACCUGGUGAUAAGGGAGAGUCCGGUUCAGCAGGGCCUCCUGGCCCAGUUGGUCCCCGUGGUGGUCCAGGGGACAGAGGAGAGCAUGGCCCCCCUGGUCCUGCUGGCUUCCCUGGAGCUCCUGGACAAAACGGGGAGCCUGGUGGUAAAGGAGAGAAAGGCCCUGCUGGUGAACGAGGUGAGCCAGGAUCCCCUGGGCCCGCAGGUCCACUCGGAGGACCUGGAGGACCGGGUCCCGCUGGUCCACAAGGAACCAAAGGAGAGCGUGGCUCUCAGGGUCUUCCAGGUCAGGCUGGCUUCCCCGGGACCCGAGGCUUACCUGGUCCCCCUGGCAACAAUGGCAACCCCGGUCCACCAGGCCUUGCAGGUCCUUCAGGCAAAGAUGGGCCCCCUGGUCCAUCUGGGUCCACUGGCCCUGCUGGAGGCCCAGGCAGUGCCGGUCCAAAAGGGGAGCCUGGCACACCCGGUGAAAGAGGCCCGGCAGGAGCACGAGGAGAACCGGGUUCAUCAGGUCCUUCAGGAAUUAUAGGCAUACCUGGGCAACGUGGUAUUGCAGGAUUGCCAGGACAGAGAGGACCCCCAGGGCCUUCCGGUCCAGCUGGUAUCAAGGGUGAAGAUGGAAAAUCAGGAGUGAAUGGCAGCCCAGGAGAACGAGGCGCUCCAGGUCCUCAGGGUGCCCCUGGACUUAGUGGAACACCUGGAGAAUCAGGCCGAGAUGGCAAUCCCGGACAAGAUGGCGUGCCGGGUCGUGAUGGAUCCUCGGGACCAAAGGGUGAUCGAGGUGAAAAUGGCUCUCCUGGUCCCCCAGGGCUUCCUGGACAUGCUGGUCCCCCAGGGCAUGCUGGUACACCUGGAAAAUCAGGUGACAGAGGAAGUCCAGGUCCUGCUGGUCCAGUUGGCCCCUCCGGCCCUGCUGGUAUUCGUGGUGCUCCUGGCCCCGCUGGAGCACGAGGUGAUAAAGGUGAAGCUGGAGAACGUGGCCUCAACGGAAUCAAGGGUCAUCGAGGAUUCCCUGGUAAUCCAGGGCCUCCUGGUUCAAUUGGUGCAUUGGGACCCCCAGGUUCCAAUGGAAGUCCAGGACCUGCCGGAGCAAGAGGACCCCCUGGACCUAAUGGCCCUCCCGGAAAGGAUGGUACAAGCGGCUACCCUGGCCCCAUUGGUCCCCCUGGUCCCCGUGGAACCCGAGGUGAAGCUGGAACGGCGGGCCCCCCUGGUCAUUCUGGAGCACCUGGUCCCCCCGGUCUCCCCGGAGCUCCUGGACCAUGUUGUGGUGGCGGGGGUGGUGAUGGACAAACAUGGGAGAAAGGACAGACCUUCUACAGAGAUGAGGCAUCUGAUGACAAAGCCACCAUGAACGAUGUUUUAUCCUCGCUGAAGUCGAUCAACAAUCAGGUUGAAAACAUCAUUAGCCCCGAUGGCUCACGGAAGAAUCCAGCCCGUAACUGCAGAGACCUGAAGUUCUGCCAUCCUGAACUGAACAGUGGAGAAUAUUGGGUCGAUCCAAACCAAGGUUGUAAAUUGGAUGCUAUUAAAGUGUAUUGCAAUAUGGACACUGGUGAGACCUGCAUCAAUGCCAAUCCCGGCCGUAUUCCACAGAAGAACUGGUGGACAAGCCCGGGACCAGAAAAGAAGCAUGUUUGGUUUGGAGAGUCCAUGAAUGGUGGCUUCCAGUUCAACUAUGGUGACCCCGAUCUCCCAGAAGAAGUUGCAGAUGUCCAGCUGGCGUUCCUGAGAAUCCUUUCCAGUCGAGCCUCACAGAACAUCACCUACCACUGCAAGAACAGCAUUGCUUACAUGGAUGCGGCCAGCAUGAACGUGAAAAGGGCCCUGAAGUUCAUGAGCUCUACUGAAAGUGAAAUCAAGGCAGAAGGAAACAGCAAAUUCACAUACACUGUGCUGGAAGAUGGUUGCACUAAACAUACUGGUGAAUGGGGCAGAACAGUUUUUGAGUACCGAACACGCAAGACAAUGAGAUUGCCCGUGGUAGAUAUUGCACCCUUCGAUAUUGGCGCUCCCAAUCAGGAAUUCGGUGUGGACAUUGGCCCAGUUUGCUUCUUAUAAGCCAAGAAUAAUGCUCAUUGUGAACCCCAGCAAACCAAUUCACGCUCCAUUUUUGCUCUUCUCGUUUUAACCGUGUCAACUAGUAGAACCAAAUCAACUGUAUCCCAGUUAUUUAUUUACCAAAAUUCUGGAGGAGAGGUGAAAAAGAUAAAUUGACAAAAAGGGUUAACAUUUUCCUACUUUGCUCCCACACAAAGUACAGCCAAAAAAAAAAGAGAAGUCAUUUGCUCUAUUUUCUUUCGCCCGAAUUCCACCUUCAUACAUACAAACAAAACUUCAUGGUGCUACGUUACAACUUCAACACUCAGUACAACACUAGCUGUGUCAUGUCAUAGGAUGGCUUACCCACCAAUCAAGCACUGACGGAUUCUAGCAUCCAUGUUUACCUUGCGCUAUCAGAUGCAGUUCGUAAAGCUGGAGAGGAUUCCCUGUUUCAACUACCUCAACAUGGACAGAAACUGGGAUGAGUUUGAAGAUCCACACCAAGAAAGCCCAAGAAAAGCAAGCUGGAACCAAUGAAUACAUCCGGCUAUUUCUGUACCGAUUAGGGUCAAAAGAGCAGAGGGCAUCAGAAGAAGCGAAUGCCGUGGUGUCAACAGACUAAUAUAAUUUUAUUUCUGGACUGCAUUGAAUUUUUAAGGGUGCUCCUAUACUUUCCUGUCAUUGCUGGUCAAGACCACUAAAAUUUCGGGAAAUGUAAAAAGAUUUAAAUGUGAUGGUGCUAGCUGUGUGAUUUUCUUUUUUUCCAUUUUUAAAUCUGGAAGCCAGGUUUCUUGGCUCGCGUUUAAAACAUGGAGGAUGGACAACGAUUGUACAUGUCUCUUGUCAAAAGUCUUACAAUGGGUGGGCCAUCUCUGAGGACUUUUCUUCCUUCACUCUGUAAAAGUCAAUAAAGAUGCAGAAUCAUGCGCUUCUUUCUGUCACAUUAACACAUUUUAUAGCGUUGGUGGUGAACCAUCUUUGUAAGCUUUUAUAUGGUUGUUGGUCUUUCCCUUACAGAGACAGACACAUAAUAAAAUAUGGUAAUAAAA